This is a messenger RNA of Chanos chanos (milkfish), 2094 nucleotides long. RefSeq names its product phosphoglucomutase 3 (gene pgm3). Bases 81 to 1712 code for a protein of 543 amino acids. The record is from RefSeq and is a predicted model, not a curated record. Lineage: Eukaryota; Metazoa; Chordata; Actinopteri; Gonorynchiformes; Chanidae. Gene Ontology annotation, biological process: hemopoiesis; carbohydrate metabolic process; UDP-N-acetylglucosamine biosynthetic process. Gene Ontology annotation, molecular function: phosphoacetylglucosamine mutase activity; magnesium ion binding. The transcript is spliced from 13 exons.
UACCCGGAACUCAGCACGUAGUCAGUCGACGUGGAACCUGCUCUGUUACGAGACAGUUUAUACGUUUGUAAUUUGGAGUAAUGGCUGAGUUUGAGGAAGUGUCUCGCAAGUCCAAGCUCCACCCAAAGCCAACAGGGCUGAAGCUGCAGUAUGGCACCGCAGGGUUCAGGACUACCGCCAAACACCUGGACCACGUUAUGUUUCGCAUGGGUUUGCUGGCAGUUCUGAGAUCAAAGAAGACUAGAUCCACCAUUGGCGUCAUGGUCACAGCAUCUCACAACCCAGAGGAUGAUAACGGGGUCAAGUUAAUCGACCCAAUGGGGGAGAUGGUGGCUCUGACCUGGGAGGAGUAUGCCAGUCAGCUGGCCAACGCUGAACAGGAAGAGCUCCUUCACUCUCUGAAUGACAUCGUGAAGAAAGAGACCAUUGACAUGAGCCAGGAGGCCCGAGUCAUCGUGGGGCGAGACACAAGGCCGAGCAGUGAGAGUCUAUCACGGGCGGUGUUUGAUGGAGUUCAGUGCCUCGGCAGUCACUUUCACGACUACGGGCUGGUGACCACACCCCAGCUGCACUAUAUGGUGUAUUGUCAGAAUACACAAGGCAGUGCCACACUGGAAGACUACUACAAAAAGCAUUCCCAGGCCUUCCUGCACCUCACCAAGAAUGCUCCCGUUCAUGCUAAUGCACAGAGGCGUUUGCUGGUGGAUGGUGCUAAUGGUAUUGGUGCACUGAAGCUGAGAGAGUUGGAGGCAUUUCUGCAGAAGCAGCUUCUGGUGGCGCUGUUCAAUGACGGAAGCACCGGCAAACUGAACCACCUGUGUGGCGCCGACUACGUCAAAGUGCAACAGAAACCCCCCCAAGGGAUACAGAUGGAAGUCGGGGAACGCUGUUGCUCCUUCGAUGGAGACGCUGACCGGAUCGUAUAUUACUACACCAACUCAGACGGACACUUUCAUCUUCUGGAUGGGGACAAGAUUGCAACACUAAUUAGCACAUUCCUAAAAGAACUGAUCACAGAGGCAGGUCUGGACCUGCAGGUAGCAGCGGUUCAGACAGCGUACGCUAACGGGAGCUCCACCAGAUUCCUGGAGGACACCAUGAAGAUGACAGUGGUCUGUACGAAGACGGGCGUAAAGCACCUCCAUCAUGCGGCACAGAAGUUUGACGUUGGGGUUUACUUUGAGGCCAAUGGACACGGAACGGUUUUGUUCAGUAGAGCAGCUGAGGAGCAGAUCCACCAGCUGGCCAAGAGCCCAGAUAUCACCAACGAGAAAAAACAUGCCAUCCAGCUACUGGACAACACAGUCAACCUCAUCAACCAGACUGUGGGUGAUGCUCUGUCAGACAUGCUGUUGAUAGAAGCAGUGCUGGCUGUCAGGGGGAUGGGUGUCCAGGACUGGGAUGCCAUGUACACAGACCUGCCCAACAGACAACUCAAAGUCAAGGUGGCAGACAGGAGAGUGAUUAGUACCACAGAUGCAGAGCGCAGGGUUGUCAGCCCAGCUGGGCUACAGGAAGCCAUAGACAAACUGGUCGCGAAGUACCAACAAGCCCGCUCCUUCGUUCGUCCCUCUGGUACCGAAGACGUGGUCCGUAUUUACGCUGAGGCAGACACACAGGAGAGUGCUGAUGCUUUAGCACAUGAAGUCAGCCUUGCAGUCUACAACCUAGCCGGAGGUGUUGGAGAAGAACCAAAACCCUUAAAACUCUGAGUCACAGUUUAUUGCAGAUGUGGAGGGAAUUAUUAGACUGAUAGAUUGUUUAACUGCUGGUUUAACAGUCUUUGUAAUUUUGUGACAGACUUCAUAAUCAAGUGGAUACACUUUCCAUUUUUUCUUUUAUUUUCUGCUGCUAUUUCUGUUAUGUGUUUGAUUAGGUUACUUGAAGAUGAUUUUUUUGAAGAACGUGUUCUUUGUACGGGAAAACUUGUUUACACAUGUUUAAUGGGAGAACAAAAUAACUAGCUUAUUUUCUCUUUUUUAAGAAUCAUGAAGAAACGGUAAAUAAAAUCAUAAAUCAGCCUGGGUCAUGAUGACUCUGCACUGUUUGCACUAUUUGUUUGGUUUUUUUUGUUCUUUUGGCAGAAUUGAACAA